AAGAGACUCCUGAAAGGUGAGACAUCCUUCCACGAUCAACGGAUCUUGUUGACAUUACGCUCCUAGCACAGCUCCAUGUGUUGAGUCAUCGAUCCCGUGGAAACCAGUGUUUAACAUCGUUCAUGUGACCAUCAUGACACACGAUCAAUCGCGACGCGAUGGCGGAGCACCCGCGGAGGGAAUGACAGCAAGACCACUGGAAAAUCGAAAGCAAGAAACAGGGCCUAGCGAGGCGACACAGCUUGCCAAUCCAACUGAAAAGGCUCGCGCAUCGGUGCCCGAGUUCAAAAAGGUCUCGGAAACCUGGAACGAACAGUCAUACAAGUACGAGAUUGUCGAGUCACGGACUGUUAAAGAUCAAGAAAGCCACGAUGAGUACAUUUUCCUUGUGCGUGAACGGGUUGAUCGGAGAUCACAGGAGGUGACAUCGUACAUUGACGUGAAAUCGGAAUGGCUGCGCGAUAUCCUGCGUGAGCUGUUGCACCACGUCAAGGCUGUUAGCCUGAUGGAAGACAGACCAUCGAUCGAGCAAAAUAUCUUAUUUCAUUUCCUCCCAGAGCUCGACAAGUGUGCGGAUAGCUUGGAGGGUGACCCAGACAGUGAAUCCACAUGCUUGAAGCAUUUGCGCCUGCUCAUCGACCACCUGAAGCACGCAUAUGCUUCUACUUCAGAACGUCUCGGUUCAAUGUUACAGCAUGGCCAUAUCACCUAUGAGCUUCUCUGGGCACUUUUCAAGCCCGGCUUCCACGUUUAUACCACCUGCUUUGGAUCAGGAGAGCCGCGAUGUGUUGUAUUCGACGCUGGGGAAGAGACGACGCAAGACAGCGUGGAAUUUUACAAGCUCGAGUGUCGGUUCCUUGACUACGAUGGAGUCAAGUUUGGGGAGACAGGCAUCUAUUUGCGCAUUCUGAAGUUCCGGGGAUCGAAACCAAUUGAGACUCUCGAGGCUUUUCCUCUACACCAUCAUCCGAGUCGCCAACAAGUCCGCAAAAACCUGGUAGAAAGAGGUCGGAAGUUCCGUGAUCUGGCCGGUUUGCACAUUCAACACUGUACCGGCAACGCAUUCUUCAUGGAAAACGGCAAGCCCAUUCGAAUCAAUCUCAACAGUCAGGUGGGUGUUGACGCAGCGUUUUUCCGAGAAAUGCUGCCGAAUUAUUCCCGACCCAGGCUCCAUGACAUCCGGGCAAAAGAAAACGAGGGUAUUUCGAUCAUUGAGAUUGAUACACUGAUAAGUGAUAAACGUGAGCAAGAGAAGGAAAAAAUGCAAAAAGAUAGCGUGGAAGCGCAACAAAUGAGCGAGAGCGAUUUUUUGGUCUGUUGUCCGACAAUUUGCUGCUUCAGCUUCAAGAAGAAGAUGUUCUUGGAAUGUGCGGUCGGUGCUCUUCAGGACGUGCAGUGGUCUCUCACGUCCUACAACGAUCUGAAGGUAGCCUCAAAGACCAAGACACUCAUCUCAUCGCUGACAAAAACCCGUCUGGGCUUGGUGCAAACCAUUCCAUUUGAUAAUGGGAUCGAUGGCAAGGGCCUCGGCCUGAACAUCCUUUUACAGUACGCUGGCAAGAACCCUUUCUCGGUUGCUUCAAGUCUGACGUUUCCUAGUGGCCCGCCCGGUGUCGGAAAGACCUUUACCGUCGAGGCAACCUCGGAGCGGUUCAAGCUCCCACUCUAUUCAAUAUCGGCCGGUGAACUUGUUGUCGACCACGGUGAUUCCCAUGCGCUCGAGCAGCAACUCGAAAACAUAUUCAAGAUUUCCAAGCACUUCAAUGCCGUGCUUCUCUUAGAUGAGGCAGAUGCGUUCAUGGAGCAGCGUACCUCCUACCACGAUACCCACAAUCGCCUCGUGACCGUUUUUCUUCGGAAGUUGGAAUAUUACCAAGGAAUCCUCUUCCUAACAACGAAUCGGAUGAUACAAUUCGACGAAGCAAUCAUGAGCCGCAUCCAUCUGACCAUCAAAUAUGAGGAUCUAACAAGAGAAUUUCGCAGGGAGAUCUGGGAGCAUUCAUUGUCCAAAGCACACACAGUCCAGGGUCCUGCGGUAGUUAAGCUCGAUGAGUUGCAACAGUUGGACAAUAUUCGUCUGAAUGGACGAGAGAUCAAACACCUUACUUCUAUUGCCCACGCCCUUGCCACAGUGGACGGAGAGCCAGUGAGCUACAAACAUCUGGAAAAGGCGGCGGAAUCGAGUGAAAAGCUCUUAGAGAAGUUCGGUCAGGAGAGUCGUAUUGAUGGAAUGUACGUCUAGGAUUACGGGAAACUCUUUGGGGACUUCAUCGCAGACUUCAUCGCAGUAGUUCAGUGCACAACAGUCUCUAGAGGUUUAUAGAUUACAUAAUGAAAUAGAAAUCUGCAAUGUUUUGGUUUUUGGCGCUUGAUUCAGUGUGAGACGGACAGACUGACCCGCGGUGAGGACUCUGGAGUUACUGCUGGUCGUGUCACUCAACACUAUCGUCACGACCUUUCAGACAGAUUGGAUUGGCAUCCACUGGAGACGGUUCUGUCUAUAUCUUAUGCCCUGGCGCCAAGUUGAUCGGUUCUGAUUAACUGGCUGAAACGCAGAUAGC
Molecule: messenger RNA, 2561 nt
Organism: Xylona heveae TC161
Lineage: Eukaryota; Fungi; Ascomycota; Xylonomycetes; Xylonales; Xylonaceae
Exons: 7
Coding region: 134-2242 (702 amino acids)
Molecular function (GO): ATP binding; ATP hydrolysis activity
Source: RefSeq, a predicted model, not a curated record